Cannabis sativa is the source of this 887-nucleotide messenger RNA. RefSeq names its product glycine-rich cell wall structural protein-like. Bases 216 to 716 code for a protein of 166 amino acids. The record is from RefSeq and is a predicted model, not a curated record. The transcript has a single exon. NCBI's taxonomy places the organism in Eukaryota, Viridiplantae, Streptophyta, Magnoliopsida, Rosales, Cannabaceae.
GAAGAUGCAAAAUAUUUAAUAUUGAAGAUCUAUCUUCUCAACUGUUCUACGGAUUAGUUCUAUGAUCUGGUAAUCUUACAUCUAUUAUAUAUAUUUAUACUUACACAUAUAUUUAUAUAUAUACAAGUCCAUUUCUCAUUAUACUCACUCCACUUACCAAAUUAAAAGGAACAUCUUUAGCUUUAAAUAUUAUAUUCUCUAAUUGUUCAAAAGAGAUGACUUGUAAGGUUCUUCUUCUUGUGGUUGUCGGUGCUUUUAUUUGCACUAGUACAACUAAUGCAAGGAAGCUUGGGAAUGAAAAAGUUUCAUUCCAGGACGAGAAAAACUUUCACCACGGUGGCCUAGGAGGUGGAGGCGGUUUAGGUGGUGGCGGUGGCGGUGGGUUGGGCGGAGGUGGCGGUGCUGGAGCAGGGGGUGGAUUUGGUGGUGGUGCUGGAGCUGGAGCUGGUGGUGGACUAGGUGGUGGUGGCGGAUUAGGUGGUGGUGGUGGAGGAGGCUUUGGUGGUGGAGGUGGUGGUGGAGCCGGAGGAGGCUUUGGAGGUGGAGCUGGGUUUGGAGGAGGUGCUGGUGCAGGUGGGGGCCUUGGUGGUGGAGCUGGAGGAGGUGGUGGAGGAGGUUUCGGAGGGGGUGGCGGAGGCGGACUUGGUGGUGGUGCUGGUGGAGGGUUUGGUGGAGGUGCUGGAGCUGGAGGUGGUCUCGGAGGUGGACUCCCUUAAAGUGAGGAGCAUGCAUGUAUGAGUAUAUUCUCCUAAUAAUAAUAAUUAUUUAUUAUUCAGUGUGUUACACUUUAUUAUUGUACUCUCCAAUAUAUUUGGUACAUCAACAAUAUGUUAUAUAUAGUCAUUAAUGUUUCAAUAUAUCGACUUCAUUCUCCUUUUCGAUCUGAA